AUGAAGCUGUACCAAAGUCUUUUUGCUGCUGCCUUGUUGCUGUCGAGGAUUGAAGCUUCGUUCACGAUUGACAAUGUGCAGGAAAAGACGGAUAGUGACACCCCCACGGUGCGGAUUGUACGAGUUCACUCUCCUACAAUGGAAGAAAGGGGCAAUGGUCCCGAUAUCAUUAAUGAGAUUUCCGUCCUCACCGAUAAGCUGGCGAUCGAACUGGGAACAUUCCAGAAACAUUUAAAAAGUUCCGAGAAAAUAGUUGAAGAUGAUCGAGAGAUCAAAAACCUCCCGGAACACGCUCGUCCCAUAGGCACGAAACUAGGAAGUGCGACUGACGUGCGUUGGUGGGAAAUGCACAUCGCUGUUGAAAAACUUCAAAUUGAUUAUAAUAAUCGGCGACAGUAUUUGCUGAAUGCAAUCGGUCAAAACGAAUUUACGCUGGAGAAUUAUCACGAACAAGACGGAAUACUCAGGGGUGAUCUCGAUUACGACUUGAGGAUUAUCUUCGCGAAAAGUCGUUACGAUGUGGAUUGUAUUAAUAGAAAGGAUCAGUUUGAAAAGCUGCGAGAAGAAAUCAAAUCCUUGGCUCUUGAUGGUCCUCGCACUUCCCUAGACUUACUGAUGGACGCAUGCACCAAGCUCCAAAUUCCUCCAAUAGAUCCCAAUGAAAAGGUGUCUGCUGAAAUUUUUGAGACUUCGCAGUACCGUGUUCUCUACGAGUUCGCUGAACGUCUUGCGCGUAAAAAAAUAGAUAUGCUACGUCGACUUAAUUACAGGGUUGACCAAAUACCAGAGUCAAAGAAUGACGUUGCUUUUGCUACUCUUGCUGAGUUUCGCAUAUUACGUUCGGACGAAAACGCCUUGAAGACCAAGAAGCUGUUGUAG
Plasmopara halstedii is the source of this 879-nucleotide messenger RNA. RefSeq lists its product as uncharacterized. The transcript is spliced from 2 exons. Lineage: Eukaryota; Oomycota; Peronosporomycetes; Peronosporales; Peronosporaceae. The coding region runs from base 1 to 879 and encodes 292 amino acids. The record is from RefSeq and is a predicted model, not a curated record.